Rubroshorea leprosula is the source of this 814-nucleotide messenger RNA. Lineage: Eukaryota; Viridiplantae; Streptophyta; Magnoliopsida; Malvales; Dipterocarpaceae. The record is from the annotation of a GenBank genome assembly.
ACUCACUAUCUUCUCCCCCUUCUUCCCAUUUGAACCCUAGAAGAGUAGAGGGCAAAUUGUACCAACAAUGACUGUUGGGUUCCAUCGAACCCAACGCCUAGGUUCGAUGGAACCCAAAAGCUGGGUGCCUGGGUUCUUUCAAGAACCCAAGCGCUCGGUUCGUUGGAACCUAAGCCUUGGGUUCCUUCAAGAAUCUAGGCGUUGGGUUCCUUCGAGAAUCCAGGCGUUGGGUUCGUUGGAACCUAGGCACUGGGUUCCUUCGAGAACCCAAGAGCUAGGACUGAAAUUGAACCCAGAAUUCUUCCCCCCUGCAGAAAAAUCCCGGUUCUACUCUGCUUUGUUUCUUCCAUCUGCUGCUCCUGCUUUGUUGGGGCGAAUUGGUCUGGUUUCUGGUAGACCCGUGAGUUUCCCCUACAGAUUCCCGCCGGCUUCCCCUAGCUUGCAGCUUCGGUUUCUGCUGGCUGAAAUUCUGGUUUCUGAUUGUUCUGUCAGUUUAGUACUGAGAUUGAGUCCUCGGUUUAUGCGAGUGAGUCAUGUUAUUCGUGUGCUUGCUAGUGGGAGGUUUAUAAACGCUAGCACAUGUUGAGGUUUAUAAACGUUAGCACAUCUUGACAUGUUACUGAUAGAACCGGUUCGUUUCUGUUAUCCUGCUAGUGGGAUUAUACACUAGUAAAUCGUAUGCCCACCAGUGGGAGGUUUAUAAACGCUGGCCAUGACCUAUAGAGGAGACGUCUAUUUCAUUCCCGUAUUAUAUCCGUUUUUCGUGAUUAUACUUGUUGGCAUGCUAUAAGUUUAAUUAAGGGCUAUCCAUAUU